AAGAGAUUUCUAGGACUGUUGUGAUUACGUCACAGCUCGUAGUUUCCUUUUCCGGACCCUACAGCCUGUGCUCGGUGAUCGUUUCUCUGUGAUCCUCCGGGAACCCUCCUCCAGCGGCUACCAUGGCGAUGCAAGCGGCUAAACGUGCGAAUAUUCGCUUACCACCUGAAGUAAACCGGAUAUUGUACAUCAGGAAUUUACCGUAUAAAAUCACUGGGGAGGAGAUGUAUGAUAUCUUUGGAAAAUAUGGACCCAUUCGACAAAUCAGAGUGGGAAACACACCUGAGUCCCGGGGAACUGCGUAUGUGGUAUAUGAAGAUAUAUUUGAUGCUAAGAACGCCUGCGAUCAUCUCUCUGGGUUUAACGUCUGCAACAGAUACCUGGUUGUUCUGUACUAUAACGCAAACAGGGCGUUCCAGAAGAUGGACACAAAGAAGAAAGAAGAACAGCUCAAACUUCUCAAAGAGAAAUAUGGAAUUAACACCGACCCCCCAAAAUAAGGGCAAUGGGUUUUUUUGUUUGUAUUUUUUUCUUUUUAUUUUGUAUGAUUCCCGAGCUGUUCCAGCGACUUAUCUUUAAGAAAGGACACAUGGACUUCUGUUUUUCCUGGAGUAUGUGGCAAAUUAAUUUGUAUGCUUCAUUUUCCACCAGUGAUCUGAGGUACGGGGUGUGUGACUGCUGUACAGUCGUUUCAUGUUCUACACCACAUUUGAUAAGUAGGAUAAUGUUGCAGUCGCCAUUUUACCUGAAGUGGCUGAAAGCUCUCCGUGUGCAGACAAGACGCCACUUCCUGUUGUCUCCCGCAGCCGGACAGCCCAUCGUACACACUAGAACUUCUGUCCCCCCCCUGUCUGCUGCUUGUAGGUCACAAAUCUAAAGCUUCAUUGUCAUACAAUUCAAAUAAAAUCUGUCAAGUGUA
This is a messenger RNA of Pseudophryne corroboree (corroboree frog), 919 nucleotides long. RefSeq names its product splicing factor 3b subunit 6 (gene SF3B6). NCBI's taxonomy places the organism in Eukaryota, Metazoa, Chordata, Amphibia, Anura, Myobatrachidae. The record is from RefSeq and is a predicted model, not a curated record. Bases 123 to 500 code for a protein of 125 amino acids. The transcript has 4 exons. Gene Ontology annotation, molecular function: mRNA binding. Gene Ontology annotation, cellular component: cytoplasm; nucleus.